AUGGAUCCUCAGCGCGAGUCCUUUCUUGCCCCUACAUGGACAAAGCAGGCAGGGGCUCAGGGGGCUUUUGAGCGGCAGGGCAAGAACAUCUUUCAUCACCAUCUAAUCAUAACACUAAUAGCUUUAAAAUGGGUGAUAUCAAAGAGAACUUUAUUGAAACAUUUAUUUCCAGGUCAAAAUGGAGCUUUAUCUGGUAUUUGUCAUAAAUCUACAUUUUCUUCUCUUCCAGACUCUAAUUGCAAAAUAGAGCUCGCUUUGACAUCUGAUGGCAGAACAAUAGUAUGCUACCACCCUUCUGUGGAUAUCCCAUAUGAACACACACAGCCUAUCCCUCUACCAGAUCCUGUGCACAAUGAUGGAGAAACACAUGAUCAAGUGCUGAAAACCACAUUAGAAGAAAAAGCUGAACACCUUGAGCAAGGAUUCAUGAUAGAAAAACUUAGAAAAAUGUUCUUUAUUACUAAGCAUCGUUGGUAUCCUCAGGGACAGUCUUACAGAUAUUAUAAAAAUCUGAAUUCUCCAAAAGACAGAUGA
Marmota monax (woodchuck) is the source of this 534-nucleotide messenger RNA. Its product is annotated as large ribosomal subunit protein mL42-like. Lineage: Eukaryota; Metazoa; Chordata; Mammalia; Rodentia; Sciuridae. The coding region runs from base 1 to 534 and encodes 177 amino acids. The record is from RefSeq and is a predicted model, not a curated record. The transcript has 2 exons. Gene Ontology annotation, cellular component: mitochondrial large ribosomal subunit.